This is a messenger RNA of Acanthochromis polyacanthus (spiny chromis), 6819 nucleotides long. It is a transcript of the gene patz1, whose product is annotated as POZ/BTB and AT hook containing zinc finger 1. Lineage: Eukaryota; Metazoa; Chordata; Actinopteri; Pomacentridae. Gene Ontology annotation, cellular component: nucleus. The transcript has 6 exons. Gene Ontology annotation, biological process: regulation of cytokine production; negative regulation of transcription by RNA polymerase II; regulation of immune system process. The record is from RefSeq and is a predicted model, not a curated record. Gene Ontology annotation, molecular function: DNA-binding transcription factor activity, RNA polymerase II-specific; protein binding; RNA polymerase II cis-regulatory region sequence-specific DNA binding. The coding region runs from base 876 to 3209 and encodes 777 amino acids.
UGUUCAGUAGAUAUUAAUUUGACCGCUAUUUUCACAGCCAGGCCAGGAGGUGAUGGUGGAAUAACUGAAGUUUCUAAUAUGCUUCCACUUUUUCUAUUUGGGAGUGGGCAAAAGUUAAAUUGGGAUUAAAUAAUGGAAUAAAAACUUGGAUAUGCCCCCCAUUCUCAGCAACUUUUCGAAAGCCAUUGUUCAUCUAUUAUUCACACUAAACAGCCGUUAAAUUACUUCCACGGAUCGUGUAUAUUGAUAUUUUCAUCAACAUCUGCUCUCGUUUGAUUCAGAAAUUAUAUUUUGUUAGGUGCUUUAUUUUUUUGUAGUGUUGUAGUGAAGGAAGCCCUUACCUGAGGUGACUUUUACAGUAUCGUGCUGUACAUGUUUUGAAUGGGCUGCCAGGCUGCGCUGCACAGAGAAGGAGGAGGUUCUACUCGGUUUUGUUGGGGGAGGGGUUGCUUUUACAGACACACCAGGCAGGAAGAGACCUGCGCGUUCACAUUUAGCCAGAAAGACACCAAAGACCCCCGCAGCGCCGGGUCUCUGCUCCCGUAAGUAACCGCAGUUGCUCCCAAAGAGUCACAAAAACAUACAUUCAGUAACAAAGCAUUGAGAUUUUUUAUUUAUUUUUUUACCAAACACUAGCGACCCCCUCCCCCGAAGAAAGCAGGGUCAAAGUUCACAGGAAGCUGGGGGGCUGCCAUUUUUCCCUGCUGCUGCUGCUGCUACUGCUAACGUUUAACGUUAGAUGCUAAAACGACGGGAGGGGCGGCUGGUUUUGGGUUUUGUAGCUAGCUGCUUUCGCUCGGUCGAGAACCUCACACCAAAUCUGCCAUUUCUCCGGCCGUUGUCGCGAACAACCAUUGUAAUUGGAUGAAUUCGGCAUGGAGAAAGUAGCGGAGCCGUCUUGGACUUCUUCGUACACCUACCAGGUGAGCAAGCACAGUGCGGAGAUGCUACACAACCUCAACGUUCAGAGGAAAGAUGGAGGCAGGUUCUGCGAUGUGGUCUUACGCGUCGGCGAGGAGAGCUUCCCCGCUCACAAAGCCGUGUUGGCUGCCUGCAGUGAGUAUUUCGAGUCGGUGUUCGGCCGUCAGUCGGAGGGCGACGGCGACGCCAAGGAGUUGGAGAUGCACACGAUCAGCCCGAAAGUUUUUAAAGACAUCUUGGACUUCGCCUACACCUCCAGGAUCGUGGUGCGGUUGGAGUGCUUCCCGGAGUUGAUGACAGCUGCCAAGUUUCUGCUGAUGCGCUCGGUCAUUGAAAUCUGUCAGGAGGUGAUCAAACAGUCUAAUGUGCAAAUCCUCGUCCCGACCUCCCGGGGAGGAGACGCCAGCCUGUUCCAGGCCACGGGGGCCACGGAGCUGGGCUUCCCGGUGGCUCAGCAGGACCUGGUAAACGGAACGGGGAUGCUGGUGAACGGCCAGAGCUUUGCUAACAAUACACAGAUGCAUGUGGACGGCAGUGAAGACACCGCCGCCGUCAUGUUGGAGGACGGCGGCGAGUCGUCGGUGCCGAUGUUGGAGCCCGUCGAAGGACUGCCUGUCUCCCCGUCCGCGGAUAUAACGGGGAACACGUUUAAUCACGACGCUGGCUCUCCAGGGUCGAAAAGGAACAGGGGGAGACCAAAGAAACCCAGUGGAGUAGUGGAGGCAGUACACUUUAAUCACAGCACCCAGAAAGACAACGGGCUGUUUCCCUGCGGGACCUGCGGUAAAGCUUUCACGGAAGCUUCCCGCUUGAAGAACCACGAAGCGCAGCACGGAGCCUCCCACGGCGGUGUCAACACGGCCGGUGACAGCCUGUCAGCUCCGGGCGGCGUGUCUUUGCUGUCCCAGCCGGGUAUGCUGGAGAACGGCGUGCAGCUACACGGGGGGCUGACGGUGGAUAACGGCCGCAAACGAGAGAGGACCAGGCGGCACGUCGGAUGUGACAUUUGCGGGAAAGUUUUCCGCGACGUGUACCACCUGAACCGACACAAGCUGUCCCACUCCGGCGAGAAGCCGUACGCCUGCCAUGUGUGCGGGCUGCGGUUCAAGCGCAAGGACAGGAUGUCUUACCAUGUGAGGUCCCACGACGGAUCCGUCGGCAAACCUUAUGUGUGCCAAAGCUGUGGUAAAGGUUUUUCAAGACCAGACCACCUGAACGGACAUAUCAAACAAGUACACACAACAGAGAGACCCCACAAGUGCCAGAUUUGUAACGCCUCUUUUGCUACAAGAGAUCGCCUCCGCUCACACCUUGCAUGCCACGAGGACAAAAUCCCCUGCAAAGUUUGUGGCAAGUUCCUGCGAGCUGCCUACAUGACAGACCACCUCAAGAAACACAGUGAAGGAACUCAUAACUACUGUGGCAUUUGCAACAAAGGUUUCUCCACUGCGUCCUACCUUAAGGUGCAUAUAAAGACACACCAUGGCUCUCCACUGCCCCCCUCUGCCACAAUGCACACCUUCCCUGAGCCAAGGGGGGAACUGCAGAUGCACAACGGCACCCCUUACCACAUGGGACGCCAGUGCUCAGUGGAAGACCUGUGCGCCAGUCGCCAGCUGCUUCUCACCUCGUCUGAGGCAGAGGGUCGCUUUCAUGGGCUCUCUGGACACCCAGUUCUUCCCCAGCCUGGCCAUUCAACCCUCUGCUUGCAGCCUGAGCUGCUCAUGGGGAAGCCAGGUGGGGCCCCAUAUUUCUGGGAGUGUCGCUCUGGUGGGGUGCCUGGCUUCCCCGCCCAUGGGCCUGUCGCAGACGGGCAGGAAAACGCUGGGAAAUGUCCACAUCUGGAAUCAGAGGAAUCGGAUCCUUCAUUCGGGGAACUGUCCAACGGUGAUGAGCUUAAAUCUCCACACAAACCUGACGGACCGGAGCUUGAGAUGCCAUCUGUAGCCUGCAACGGAGCCUCGGCAGGACCGUUGGUGUCUCCGGAUGGAUCUAAAGCUAAGACGGACCCUGAGAAGAAGUUUAUCUGCGGGAUCUGUGGUCAAGCCUUCCGCACCAAGUCCUACCUCAACAAGCACCAGCACAGAGUCCACAAAGCUCAGAAGGCCCAGGGGUUAUCUGGGUCGGGCUUAAGUGAGAUGCCCCCUUCCCUGACCUCUCCCUUCUCCCCUCAACAAAACAUGUCUCUGCUCGAGUCCUUUGGCUUUCAGAUAGUCCAGUCUGCUUUCGCUUCUUCACUGGUGGAUGCUGAGGCGGGUCAAAGUGGAAUCGACUUUGGAGGGAAGUGACAUUUUCGCUAGAAGCUUUGUUAGUUGCAGCAAAGCCUCUUGUUCUUAGGACAAAGCCGGGUUGCCCACAGAAGACGCUCUGUAUUUGGGAAUAACUUUGCCUCAAGACUACUUUUUUGUUUGUCACGUUGCUUAAUGUAUAUUCAAUAUUUUUGUCAAAGACUGCCAUAUAAUUCCUACUUUUUCUACUUUUUCAAAGUAUGAAAAGUGUGUGUUUGGUGUUAAUUUUUUCUUUUUAAAAAAAAAACAACAAAUAAACAACAUGAAGGUUUUAUUUCCUUUAAGUGAUCUUGAUCUGUUGAAGUUGCAUUUCUUUCAGCGGUGACUCUAUCUUUCCUCAGCUGCACAAAUGUUUCUUGACAUGAGAUGAAUUAUGUAUUCUUAAAACAAGUAAUUGUUGUCUUCUUGCCCACUUUAACUGCUCUGCUGUACUUGGUAAAUCGACCCUUGGCCAUUAGAGUGAUUUUUAAUGCUUCAUAUUCCUCAUUCCUCUCAAGGCUGUAAACAGAUGUCUUUACCUCAGAGUAACAAAGAGGGCUAAAUUCUUGUAUUUAUUUCAUUCUUUGCUUUUUUUUUCGAGGGGGAUUUUCUUUUCUUAAGGGCAGGGAUUGCAAUUGGCCUCGAUUUUGACAGUCGGUUUUCUUUUAAUCUGUUAAUUGCUGAAGAAGAGACGUUCCUAACAGGCUCACGGCACAUUUUCUGACAAAUUUUGUAAAAGCAAUUUCCUUUGGCCUCACCAAGAAAGUGUCAGUUGUCUGGCGACUGAGUAGCACUGGUACUUGUCAAGGACCUUAUUAAGUCACUGUUUGCAGGAUUAUAGUGAAGAAGCACUUUUUAAAAAUUUUAAAAGCCCUUGAUCUUUUUGCUUUAUUUGAUUACUUGUAAAAUGAAUUGUUCUUAGAGUAAUUGCAGAGACAAAGUAUGCAAUUUAUUGUCAUGACUUAUACUAUGUACAAGGAUGUUUUUGAAAUCAAAUGUGAUUUUUUUUUGGAUGAAUUUGGAUGUAAAAUCUGUCCUGAAACAUGCCUCGAGCUUGUCAGGAAUGAGCUUCUUUUCCCCACAACAAGGACAUUGUUUCCAAGUCUGGUUUUGUUCGGUGUUAAAUCAGUCGUGUACAUGAAACAGGGACCAAGGUCAGGUAUAUUUCAGUAUAUAUUUUGAGAAAUGUAGAUUAUAUUUUAUUAACUUAUUCAUGCCCUCGGUUGUGUGUACAGUUUUUUUGAAUUGUCAAACAAAAAUCUUGUGAUUUGCUCACUUUGCUUAACUUUCCCUCUAAAUUCUGUGUAAUGGAGAUGUGUGUUUGUUACGUGUGUGUUGUGCAACAGACAGCUCGAGGGUUAGAAGUGGGAUUCACACCCUGAUCCACCAGCCUCUGGGCCGACAAAAAGUCUUUUAUCCAGUGAAGAAAUUAAGAUUUCUUUAACUCUGUCGUUUCUUCACCUUUAUCACUUGCAGUUCUUCCUCCUCCUCUCAGAGUUGUUUGCGUUGUUUGUGUUUGGUCGCUCUGUUAAGGAGUGAGCUGCCUGUCUGGCUGUCCUACAGUGCAUAUAUGUGUUACAUCCAACACAUUCCUGUGUUAUAACCAAAUGUAACCGAACAGUUCCCUCAGAUUUACGGCAGCCUCACAUUCACAUUUUUACUUUGCUCUACGUCACCUGAACUCUCUUGCUCAGCUUCUUUGUUUGCUUGUUUAUUUGUUUUUUUUAAAGAAAAAAGUUUAUCCUUAAUUGGUUUCUUAUCUUGAAGUUUCUCUCUUCAUUGAUUAAACUGGUAAGGAAGAAGAUCAACAGGUCAAAAAAUAGAUUUUCACCGUAAUUGGUUCUUCUGCACUAAAUUGAUAUUUGCAAGUAAAGUUUUUCUGUUUAGGGCUGCAACUAACCAAUUUUAUUAUUUUUUACUUAAUAAUGAAUGCCUGUUAUUUUCAUGAUAAAUUUGUCAGUUUUGUUUAAAAAAAAAAAAGAGUUAAGCAAUUCUCAGCACUCACAGUAAUGUCUUUUAGUUUGCUUUAUUUGCCUGGCCAACAGUCCAAAACCCAAAGAUAUUCAGUAUGCUAACGCUUAAAAAAUGGAAUAAAUUUGCAGUUGAGAAGGUGAAAUCAACAACAUUUCACAUUUUGUGCUUAAAAUAAUAGCCGAAAUGAUUAAUUGAUCGCCAAAAUAGUUGCAGGUUCGACUAAUUUCAGCUCUGUUUAUUGUUUCAAUUAUGAAAAUCCAAACAUAAAGACUUCUCACAAUCAUGCCAUGCUCUAGUCUGUCUUGGUCUUUACAUACUGAAACAGAGAAUACGUACAAUCACAGGAGUGACGGGCGAUCCCCUUCCAGUUCCAUUUGUGACAAGAGAUCUACAACAUGUCAUAGUAGUACAGUUACAAAGCAGCCGGGAUUUGAUUGCUUGGUGUCAUAUGGACCUGUCAUAGAACUCGCACAUCGACAUAUUGUUCAUAGGUUGGUGUUUUUUUUUUUUUUGUGUGUGUUGUAAAACAUGUAUCAUGAUGCAAAUCAGGGUCAGUCCACGAGCGAAGUGGCUGGCGGUGUGUGUGUGUGUGUGUGGUGACGGCUCUGUAAAAACGGAGUAUAUUUGUGCGUCUGUUUCCGUGUUUGAGCCGUGUUUCCUGCUUUCUGUUUUAAUUAUUAUUUGUGAGUAAUUUAGUCUGUUGAAUUCAGUACAUUCCUAUAUUAUUUAUGGUUAUAUUGUGAUUGUAACAAGUGUAUAUACCUUCCAUAUACACACUAUAAAUAUAUAUAAAUAUAUAUGAACCAACCAAUAUGAUCAGUGUUUGUCAGUGGUGGUCCUGUACAUAUAAAGAUUUUUUUUUCUUGUCUUGUUAUGUGGAGGGAUGUUAAGUUAUGGCCAUUUGAAGUGUAAAAUGCAUGUUCUGGCAUGCGAGCGAGCUGCGGACUGAAUGUCGAUCACUGGUUGGUGGCAGUAAGCGUUUCACUGCUCACUCUACUAUCGCUCUGCUCUGGUAGCGCUCACACUGCCAGCUGCACGACUCACAUCUCUGACCAAGUCUCCUUCCUUUUUUGAUCCACUCUGCACUAGUAUUUACUCCUUAAAAGGUAACAAGGGUUGCGUUCUUUUAACUAUUAUUUGAAAACAAGUGGAAGAUGCUGUAAGAAAAUAAUGAACCUUUGUUUUAUUUUUUUGACGUUUUUUUUUUUUUUUUUUUUUCCUUUUCCACUGAGAUGUUUCACUUGUGUUGGUACUCAAACGAAAAAGAUGAUUUUGUGACGAUUCUUUAAGCCUAAAUGGCUUUGCUUUCUGCUUUUGGUCUGUUGCAAAGUGCCUUCCAAAUACUGUUUGUGCACAGCAGUGGAUUAAAAAAGGUCCUCUUUUCUAAAGGUUAAGAAUUGUACAGAGUGACUUGCAUUGACACUUUUGUAUAAAAACACAAAAUGUACAAUAUGUUAACUUGGUAUUUUAUCAUCGUACUCAACAAGAUUGCUCUUAAAACAUGUGAGCUACAUGUUUUGUUAUAACGUCUUUGGACAUAUUUCAAUAUAAGCUUACUUUUCUAUAGAUAUUUGUUUUUGUACUCUGUUAUUGAGUCUCGUCUCUCUUCUUGGUACAGAGAUGAGCACCAAAUAAAUUGCAACUGAAAAUCUCCUAA